Messenger RNA from Sclerotinia sclerotiorum 1980 UF-70, 2148 nucleotides. RefSeq lists its product as hypothetical. The record is from RefSeq and is a predicted model, not a curated record. Gene Ontology annotation, biological process: positive regulation of transcription elongation by RNA polymerase II; transcription initiation at RNA polymerase II promoter. The coding region runs from base 1 to 2148 and encodes 715 amino acids. Lineage: Eukaryota; Fungi; Ascomycota; Leotiomycetes; Helotiales; Sclerotiniaceae. Gene Ontology annotation, cellular component: nucleus; transcription factor TFIIF complex. The transcript is spliced from 4 exons. Gene Ontology annotation, molecular function: RNA polymerase II general transcription initiation factor activity; DNA binding; TFIIF-class transcription factor complex binding.
AUGUCUGCCUCCCCAUCUGGCAUGUCGAAUGGACGAACUCCUACUCCCACUCCCAACAGCGGCGGCGCACCACAGUUUACACGUAAACCCAAGGCUGCCGAUCCUCUGAGACCACGAAAGAAACCCGUCCGCCGACCAAAUGUACCUUCUAAACCUCCCGGCGCGAACUUGAACGGCUUGACACCAGCUAGGCCCAACGGGCCUACAUCUUUAAACAACUUUUCCGGACCACGCGCACCAGGUCCUAGAGGCCCAGUUCCUAUCAAUGGCAACGUUGCGCCUAGACAAACAUAUGGUGGUUGGACACAUCCUCCCAAGGGAGAAGUUACAGAUUUCCCACUCUUCACUACCAGGAGGGCGUUGCGCGAUGGAUUACGAUACCAUGCCAUGAGAUUUGCUGGAAAGAAAGAGGUUGACCCAACAAAUCAGGACGAGUUCACGCGACCAAUCUCCCUUCAUCGCAGAGAUCCUCGACAACCACCACCUGGUAAGGCAUUCAAGGACGAAGACACAGUAAUGGAGGAUGUGGUCGACUCCAAGGAGAGAGAAAGACAAGAAAUAUUGAAGGCAGAGAAGGAAGCACAAAAGGCUGCCGAUCGUGCGCAGAUUGCUCCUACCAGCAACAAUGCUAAUGCAUCAGCUGCUAAAAAAGCUCAAGCUUUUCGAAAUGAAAAGACUACCCAGGUACAUCGACUUGAUAAGACAGCAGAACAGAAAAAAGAGUCUGAUCUCAGAUACGAGGAAGCUUUACCUUGGCACCUAGAAGAUGCUGAUAAUAAGAAUACUUGGGUCGGUAAUUAUGAGAGUGCUUUGUCGGAAGUCAAUGUUAUGUUUUUUACAGAGGGAAGUUCUUUCAGGAUGAUUCCGGUUGAAAAAUGGUACAAGUUUACCUCAAAGAACAAGUUUAACACUCUCACAAUCGAUGAAGCCGAAGCAUUGUUGAGUAAGAAGACCAAGGAAUCUAGAUGGGCCAUGAAGACGCAAGAGAAAAAUGAGGCCCAACGUGCAACCCAAGAAAAUAUUCAAGGACUGAAUAGGCUGUAUACUGUCAAGGCUGAGAGUCAAAGCUUCAGAGGAUCUAGCAGGAAUGAAACGAGAGACAUUGAUGAACUUGAUUUCGAUGCUGAUGACUUAUUCCAGGAUGAUGAUGAGCUUCCCACAGUUGAGCCAGAUAGGGAUGAAGAUACAAAAGACGCUCAAGAAAGAAUUAAGCAAGAUCAGAGAGGAGCAAACUUAUUCGGAGAAGCAGAUGAAGAGGCUGUGGAGAAAGACUUCAUGAAAGAGGAGCAAGAAUUAGAGGCACAGAAAAAGUUAGGAAAGGGUGUCCGUAAGGCUUUGACUAAGCGCGAGAAGAAUUUCAUUUAUGAUAGUGAUUCUAGUAAUCCAUAUGCUUCUUCAGAUAGCGAGGAUGAUACCUCCGAUGAAGAGAAGCAAAAGGAAAUCGACAAGAAGAAAGAUGAAGAGGCUAAAGCCAAGUUAAAGGCUGAAGCAAAGACUCCCGGAACCUCAUCGAAGGGAAACAAUACACCUUCCGGUCGACCCAAGCACACUGAUCCUUUGAAGAAGACUAAAAGUCUCAAAAGAGCAGGAUCUCCUAAUUUGUCAGAAUCCUCUGGAAAUGAAUCAUCUAGAAAGAAGCAUAAGAAGAAGCACGUUGGCUCAUCACAACCUACAGGUCAACCUCAGAGAAAAUCUUCUAUCGUCAAGAUGUCCGUAAAUGCAUCCGAACUUUCACGAAUCAGCUCUUCACCACCAAACCCUCAAGGGGCAACAAGCGAUGGAGAAGCUACAGGAGGUGAAAUGUCAGAUGGAGCAGGUGGAAAGAAGAAAAAGAUUACCCUUCGUAUGGGAGGAUCACCAACAGCUUCAAGACCGGCUAGUCCAGCCCCAGGUAAAUCUAGCAGUAGCCGUGCUGGAAGUCCUGCUCAAGGAACUGAACAUGCAGGAUCAUCUAGUUCCGGACCUAUUACACCUAAAGAAAUUAUUGCUGCUUUACCUUCGGCGGGUAUCUCCAUUGGUCAAUUGCUUGGUCAUUUCCGUGGUAGAGUCGGUGAUUCUGAUGGACAAACCACUAAAAAAGAAUUUAUGGCAAUGAUUAAGACGAACUCUAAAUAUGGAGCGGAUAAACUUUUGCGACCAAAGGUUUAA